This is a messenger RNA of Lottia gigantea (owl limpet), 987 nucleotides long. RefSeq lists its product as hypothetical. Gene Ontology annotation, biological process: negative regulation of gene expression. Gene Ontology annotation, cellular component: cytoplasm; nucleus. Lineage: Eukaryota; Metazoa; Mollusca; Gastropoda; Lottiidae. The transcript is spliced from 4 exons. Gene Ontology annotation, molecular function: transcription corepressor activity; NAD+ poly-ADP-ribosyltransferase activity. The annotation marks the transcript as partial. The record is from RefSeq and is a predicted model, not a curated record.
AAAAUACUGUCUUAUGAAGAAUCACAUUCAGUGGUUGUGAAAAUAGAUGAAAGAUUAUUCACUAUAGUUAUUCGAGGUCUAAUGGCAGAUAUAAAUGAAGUUAGUAGCAGAAUCAACAGUAUAUUACGCAAUGCAUUAACCAAAGAACAUGAAGCGAAAUAUUCAGCUGUAUUAAAAGAUGUUAUUCAAUGGAGUUGGUUAGAUAAUGGGAAAAGAAAAGAAUAUCCUAAAUUUGCGAACACUAAAAUUGAAGGGGCAUAUGUCAGUAAAGAUUCAGAUUUCAAAUUGAAGUAUUCAAAUCAAAAGUUAACAUUUGAUUUUGAUAAUAUGGAAGUAAUUGAUGAACAUGGAAAAACAAACCCAUUGUUACGUCAAGAUAAGAUAAAAGCAACAGGAUUACCUACAACAUGGACAAUAACAAAUGACACAAAUUUGAACAUAAUUAAGUUACAAGCUGGAAGUCCCGAAUACAAACAAGUGGAGAGCAAUUUUAAUGCAACACUUGGAGGACCGGCCAUACCAAUAAUUGAAAGAAUAGAAAAUAGUUCAGUUUAUCAACAAUAUAUGGCCAAAAAGAAGCAUAUGGAAUUGGAAUUGAAAAACACGUCUGCUACAGUGGAGAAACCUGUAUUAUGGCAUGGUACUGAUCAACAGGCUGUACAUAAUAUCAAUAAUUAUGGUUUCAAUAGAAGUUAUUGUGGUAAAAAUGCCACUGCAUAUGGUCAAGGAGUUUAUUUUGCUGUUUCAUCGUCUUAUUCUGUUGGAUAUGCCAAGGGAGUACAAGGACAAAGGCAGAUGUACCAGUGUAAAGUGUUGGUGGGUGAAUAUACAAAAGGAAACAGUUCAUAUAGAGUUCCACCAGCAAAACAAGGAUUAUCUAGUGUUUCUAGUGUUUAUGAGUCUUUAGUUGAUAAUGUUAGUAAUCCAUCAAUGUUCGUUAUAUUCCAUGAUACCCAGGCUUAUCCUGAAUAUCUCAUAACAUUUUAA